AUGAGUCUGCGGGAUUGUUCGAUACGAAAGAGCGAUAUUCUGGGUUCCCUGGAGAUCGGAGACAGUGUCCUUGAGGGUGUUAUCGUUGCUACCUCCCUGGUGCACUGGAGUGUCCUCUGCGAGUUCCCCUGGAGAUCGGAGACAGUGUUCUUGAGGAAUAGACGAUUCAAUAUCCGCGAUGGAUUCGUCACCCAAGAUAAAGAAGAGGAAGAAGAAGAGGAAGAAGAGGAGGAGGAAGAAGAGGAGGAGGAAGAAGAGGAGGAGGAAGAAGAGGAGGAGGAAGAAGAGGAGGAGGAAGAAGAGGAGGAGGAAGAAGAGGAGGAGGAAGAAGAGGAGGAGGAAGAAGAGGAGGACUGCCCUCCUGAGGCCCGAGAGAAAAUAGAGGACAACGUUGAAGACGACGGCGACGGCGGUGAGCAGCUGAACUGGUAG
Molecule: messenger RNA, 432 nt
Organism: Fonsecaea monophora
Lineage: Eukaryota; Fungi; Ascomycota; Eurotiomycetes; Chaetothyriales; Herpotrichiellaceae
Exons: 2
Coding region: 1-432 (143 amino acids)
Source: RefSeq, a predicted model, not a curated record